AUGAAAUAUGAUCAACGCAGUAUCUGGCAAGUCACAUAUAAUAGAGUUAAUCCAGAACAAAAUGAUAACAAUCAACAGACUAAUAAAUGGAGCAAACCAAUAUAUACUAAUUUGUCACAAUGGUCCUGUUGCUGUUCAAAAUCUCUUUUAUACGGACUUAUUAUUGGAGGAUUAAUUGUUGGUGUGGCAUUUGCAACGAUUCUCACAUUAUAUCUACGUGAAUCAGCAUUAUUUAACAUCAAUUUGGUGACAAAUGGCAAUGGUGAAAUUGGAAAUUGCUCAUCUUCGAAUGCAUCUGUUAGUCCAAUGGGAUGGAAUGUCAACGGACCUAUCGCACAAAUAUAUUAUAACAAUACUUCUUUUCCAGAUCAGAAUUUUGCAACUAUCGGACCGAAUGACCGUGGCAAAUGUUAUUUUAUGGGUCAUGACUCAGCAUCAACAUCGAUGUGGCAAGUCGUGAAUUUGACAAAUCAGAUCGAUCCUGUUCUUAUUGAUAGUUUCACAGUAAAAUUUAAUCUUUCAGCAUGGCUUGGUGGUAUCACUGUUCAAAAUGAUAGUGUUGUUAUAAUGUUGACUUUUUCUGAUGGAAAUAAUCUGAUGGUAGGCAAUAAUACAUAUAUCGGACCUGUGCUUGCUACCGAUCGAGCAAAUCGAUCAUUAUUAGUUGCUAAACAAGCAACUGGACUUGUACCUGUUCACGCUCGUUCAGUGACGAUUCUUGUUACAAUAACUCGAUUUACAGGAACAGCCAACAAUGGUGAUGUCGAUGAUAUCGGCUUUUAUUUAUAUCAAUGA
Adineta steineri is the source of this 795-nucleotide messenger RNA. Lineage: Eukaryota; Metazoa; Rotifera; Eurotatoria; Adinetida; Adinetidae. The record is from the annotation of a GenBank genome assembly.